Molecule: messenger RNA, 3215 nt
Organism: Pseudo-nitzschia multistriata
Lineage: Eukaryota; Bacillariophyta; Bacillariophyceae; Bacillariales; Bacillariaceae
Source: the annotation of a GenBank genome assembly
GACAGAUUGAGUCGAGUGAGUCAAGAAAUAAAUGAGUCACGAUUUCGGAACGAUUUUGUUGAAUUAUUGUCAAUGUUGUUCGAUCGAUGUUGCCUUUUGUUUUGCUGGGAGGAAACUGUUGUCUUUUAGUGUGUUUGUUGUCUACUCACGGGCUGCUAAUUAGCGUAAAACAUGAAUUCAUUUCCUGGUAUCAAAUCAGAAAUAAUAAGCAGAAACUGAGUUCAUGUUUUACUCUAGUGAGAGUACUGCUAUCGAUGCAGCAGAGUAUAGGUGCAAAAUUUCAUGUUUUACUUUGAACCAUGGCGCGCGUUUGAGUCUUUUUAGUCUUUACGUUGAAAAUUAAUUAAGAUUCCAAAUUCCCUUAAAGACUGGCAUCAAGCCGGCAUCCUCUCAGUCUGUCCGUUGAGUGUCUUGAUUCCCGUUACUCCAGAUCCCUAGAUUUAGAGUUUUAGAGAUCUAGAGUAUCGGGAAUGACCCAUAUCCUCGACUCAAUCGAACGAUAAAAAUUAUCGGUGCGGUAUGACUACUACGAGUUUCCUAACAAUUGAAACCGGACUCCGCCAGAGAGCAAAAAGUUUUGAUAGGAAGUUUUAAACUUUGAUUUGAAGUUAUGAACUUUUGCUCGUACAUAAUCUACCAGGUUCUACUGAGCUUGAUUUUAAAAUGACAAUGACCUAAUCGAUUCCCCGAUUCCCCUCAGAAGGAAACAAAAUGGUUCGAGGUGAUUGAAUCAUGAAUCCUGGCCUUUCAAUUACGAAUCCUGGCCUUUCAAUCAUUAAUGCCAUCCAAAAACUAGCUUAGUAGAACCUGGUAGACUUUCUACAGGGACAUUUUGAAGUUAAUAACUUCAAAUCGAAGUUUAGAACUUGAAAUUAUUACUUACAGUAUUGCUCUCGGGCGGAGUCCGGUUUCAAUUGUUACGAAACUCGUAGUAAUAAAAAAUCAGGAGCUCCUCUCGUCUCGCCUACGCCUGGGCUUGUCAAUCUCCCUCCGCUCAACUACUGGAUCUACCCGCGUAGGAGUACGAGUAGUUGUUACAUACGUAUUCUUAGUUGAAAUAGAAUUACUUCUAUUUAUUUUUUCUCUCAAAAACUUCAAAAAUCUUGGAGUUUUCGUUUCUUCACCGAACAUUACCAACUUCCUAGCGCACGGAGAUGUAAGUUUCUGUACAAUUCGUGAGCGAGAGAUAGACCAGAGGCAUCUGGUAGAUAUGCUUAAAACCUCAACAUCAUACCGUACUGUGGUACUACAAAACUGAUAAUUUCGAGCUUGUUUUUUGAGAUUGUUCCGAUUCUAUUCAUGACGUUCAUGACAAGUAUUCUUUUGAAAAGAAUUCUUUCGGCUGUCUAGUAGAAGUUGUGAGGCGACAUCCCGAGGGUUUUUAAUUCGAGAGUUGUUGAAGUCAGUUGUUGAACUCACUAAGACAACGGUGAAGCGGCGGUACUCGGGCUGUGUUGUUGGGUGAAUGGGGUGCUUCUUUCAGCCCAUGCGGUUCGUACCGGAUAGUUUGUUAAAUGAUCGUCUUCAACUUAUGACGUAGCUUCGUGAAACUGAACUGCACUCGUACUACUACAUUGUCGGGCCAAUGGGGUAAAAUUUGACAGUAUCGAAGGGUUUCUUCGAUCUUGUCGAAGGUGACAAACAGACAUACGUACCGUACGGUACCGUGCAGUACACACUGUAAUGACGAAUGAAGGGGAUCCCACGUCGUGGGUUCCAACUUCGAAUCGACCCUGGGUCAUCCUAACAACCGUACCGGCCGGUACGACAGGGGUCUAAAUUAUGACCCCUGGCGUACGAGACGUACUGAAUUGAGUGACCCAUAAUUAACCGCUUGUAAAGUGCCUCAUAGUAAGCAUCGUCAAGGACAAGCAUUCGUGGUUCGACGAACAAAUUCACUUUGAAUGUUGCAACCUAAAUAAUGUAAUGUUCAACACGUGCAAGAUGCCGGGUUGAAUGGUAUGUCGUGCAUCUCAUUAUUCACUGCAACAGAGCUUUAAAUAUGCCGCAAUAUUUAUCUGACCCAUUCGAUUAACUCCGUGCACUGAAGUGUCCGACAAUGCCCGAGGUUCUUUUUACGGCUAAGGAGAACUCACGUUAGUUGUGGUCCCAUCGGCGAGACCAAACCUAACCAGAAUGCAAAAGAUGGCACGCAUCAGUAAACCCAACCGACAACCAAAUUAUCAGGCGUCGAAUUGACAACAGAGAAUACCGCACUGCAGAUCGUUUGUUGUAGAUAGGAAAUAUAGGUUUCUAUUCUUAUUGUAUUCAUCAUACUUGUUUGUAGUACACAACAUCGGAUUGUCGUAGUUUUCUAGUAUACAUAAUGUAGCAGCAAUCGCUUCGUUUCGUGUGGGGGCAUAUGGAUUGCGUUAUACGUCACCGCACGUAUUGCAGGCUCGCGGACACAGUGUCGAAAGGAGUUUGCCUGGGACGCCUGGGAGUGGUUUCUUGCACUUGUUCCUCCUGGCGAUCCAAUUGCAGUUUUUCCAUUUCUUUUUCUUCUUCUUUUUCUUGUGCCACUGGAAUUUCCCCACCGUGUCGGCGCAAUUGCUCUCGUUGUCGGGGUUCUGGGGGUUGCCGAGAUCUGCAUUUGGAUUCGGGCCGACCGUGAAGACGUGCUCCUCGACAUGGAAGUCGUUCCCACCGCUGUACUGUCCCCCUUGCGCUACGACACCGCCGUUGGGGUCUUUGAUCCGGUAGGAUCCCUCGCCCUGGUUGCAGCAGAUGCCGUCGCUGUAGACGUCCGUGAUGACGAACUUGUACUCGGUCUCGUAGGGGAGGCAGAGAUUGUGGGUGUAAUCUGUGUUCGCGUCGCCGUAGUCCGGGCUGGACCCGUAGGCCCGGCCCUGCCCCCCGUGCUCGAACACCGUCCAGGAAUUGUCCUCGGGGAAGUUGUCGGUCCUGAGCUCGACGGUGUACACGGCACAGGGAUCCGUGGGGCUGUCCUCGUGCCUGCCAAGGUCCGCGAUGGUGACGAUGGCGUCCCGGCCGUCGGACUUGGUCGCGCUGUAGGUUAUCCUGACGUCGCGAUGUUUCUCGCCGUUGAAGUUCUGGAUGACGUACGAAUCCCCGAUGCCGAGCGCAGCGUGCUUGGUGGACAGUCCGUAUUCGUUGGGGAAGCCGGCGUCCUUGGUGAGCACGGUGACCUUGUCUCCGUCCUCGACGAUGUCCUGGGUGAUGCCGGUCUUGCGCAUGUACCCGAUGUACCAGUC